Messenger RNA from Rotaria sp. Silwood1, 993 nucleotides. Lineage: Eukaryota; Metazoa; Rotifera; Eurotatoria; Philodinida; Philodinidae. The record is from the annotation of a GenBank genome assembly.
AUGAAUAAUAUCAAAAAUGAUAAUGAUAAUUAUUCAACAGAAUACUCGAGUGACUUGGAUUAUGUUACCGAAGAAUACUAUGUUGAAAUCGUUACACUAACAAUUUGUCUAUCUUUCACAGAUGUAGGUUCACCUAAUGGUGGUUUUAAAUUAAGUAAUAGCUUAGAUCAAUUUGAUAUAAAUACAUCAUUGAAAUAUUUAAGAUCUGAUCCAGUAUCAUCAUAUUUAGAAAAUGUAAAUAAUAUUUCAAAAGGAUACUUAACUAAUGUUGCUAGAUCUGAAUAUGGUCUUUCGUUAUCAGAUCCAUUGGGAAAUUUUAAAUUAGAUCCAAAUGCAUCAUAUUUAGAAAAUGUAAAUAACAUAGCAAAAGGAUACUUAAGUGACACUGCUACGUCUGGUCUUGGUCUUUCGUUAUCAGAUGUAAAUUCUUCUAUUGAUGGUAUUCGUGGGCUAGAUGAAAUUGAUAUAAAUACACCAUUGGGAAGUAUUAAAAUUGAUCCAAACGUAUCAUCUUUAGAAAAUCUAAAUAACAUAGCAAAAGGAUACUUGAGUGACAUCAUGACAUCCGUACUCAGUCGAUCUUCACCAGAUACAGAUAGUUCAGCUUAUUCUGAUGGUACAACUGUGCUUUUAGCAGGUCAAAUUAAUGCAGGUGCAACUAUUGGAAGAGAUGGUUUAAAAGCAAAUGCUCAAGCAGAUGGAUCUCUUGCUAAACAUAAAUUAGGAGAUGCUGAUAUUAGUAUUGGUCAAGGACAAGCUUAUGCAACAGCAUCCAUAGGAGCUGAUGGAGUAAAGGUUGUAGCUGGUGGAGAAAUAAAUGCUCUAACUGUAGAUCAUGAUAAGAUUCAAGCAAAAAUUGGAUUAAGUGUUAAAACUGGAGUUGAAGUAUCUACAACAAAUUUUAAGGGAACUGUUGUUGGAGUUGGAUUAAAUAUUGGAACAGAUGGAGUUGGUAUAAGUAUACCUUUUGGAAGUAUAAACUUAAAACGUUAG